ACGUAACGUUACGUGCAAUGUCACCGAUCGAAAGACUUCCUGCUUCCGGUCUGUUGUUGAGGCGAGGAGGAGGAUGAAGAUGAAGAUGAUGACGUUGGGUUGGGUUCUGCUGCUGUUGUUCGCAUGCGCGCGCGCUUCUGAACUCACGUUUGAGCUCCCGGACAACGCCAAGCAGUGUUUCUAUGAAGACAUCAUCAUCGGCACUAAAUGUACCCUUGAGUUCCAGGUGGUGACAGGAGGACACUAUGAUGUUGACUGUCGUCUCGAGGACCCUGAUGGCACCGUCCUCUAUAAAGAGAUGAAGAAACAGUACGACAGCUUUACGUUCACAGCGGCGAGAAACGGCACAUUUAAGUUCUGCUUCAGCAACGAGUUCUCCACCUUCACACACAAGACGGUGUACUUUGACUUUCAAGUGGGCGACGAUCCUCCUCUGUUCCCCAACGAGAACAGAGUCACAGCUUUAACACAGAUGGAGUCUGCGUGCGUGUCUAUUCAUGAGGCUUUAAAAUCCGUGAUCGACUAUCAGACACACUUCCGCCUGAGAGAGGCGCAGGGGCGCAGCCGAGCGGAGGAUCUCAACACCAGAGUGGCGUUCUGGUCUAUCGGCGAGGCUUUCAUUCUGUUAGUGGUCAGUAUCAGUCAAGUCGUUCUUCUCAGAAGUUUCUUUUCAGACAAGAAAACCACAACAACUCGUGUCGGAUCGUAAAGUUCACGGAGGCUCAUCGCUGAUCUACGUCACUCGCAGGGUCACAUCGGGUUUCCUGUUUGUGAGCUGUAUGUUCCAUUUCCAACAAAUAAUCGUUUCAAUUGUGAAAAUGAGACUAAAUCUAAUUUAUUUUGUGGGUGUGUGUUGGAUUUUUACGUGUGAAAUGUAAGUGUAAGAAGAAUGUAUAGACAUUGUAGAUCUGCUCGAGGCAGCGCUUAAGUUUGUAUGAUCAUCAUCUUUAGACUUUAGUUCAGUCUAACUGGAUCCACUGGCUGUUAGGACUGCAAUAGAACUUGUUAAAAAUAGCCAUUUUUUCUUCAGCUGAUGUUUCUUCUAGGCAAUUUCAUGACGUUGUGUAAUUGGUGUGUUAGCUAUAUUUUCAUUUCCUUUUAAUAGUGCUGCAUUUAUUUCUUUACCUUGUUUGUUUGGGGUAAUAAAUCUCUGGAAGAAA
Messenger RNA from Triplophysa rosa, 1160 nucleotides. It is a transcript of the gene tmed7, whose product is annotated as transmembrane p24 trafficking protein 7. The coding region runs from base 74 to 709 and encodes 211 amino acids. The record is from RefSeq and is a predicted model, not a curated record. The transcript has 4 exons. Gene Ontology annotation, cellular component: endoplasmic reticulum; Golgi apparatus; COPII-coated ER to Golgi transport vesicle. Gene Ontology annotation, biological process: Golgi organization; intracellular protein transport; endoplasmic reticulum to Golgi vesicle-mediated transport. Lineage: Eukaryota; Metazoa; Chordata; Actinopteri; Cypriniformes; Nemacheilidae.